Molecule: messenger RNA, 1083 nt
Organism: Hyaena hyaena (striped hyena)
Lineage: Eukaryota; Metazoa; Chordata; Mammalia; Carnivora; Hyaenidae
Gene: NKX2-4
Product: NK2 homeobox 4
Exons: 2
Coding region: 1-1083 (360 amino acids)
Biological process (GO): cell differentiation; regulation of transcription by RNA polymerase II
Cellular component (GO): nucleus
Molecular function (GO): RNA polymerase II cis-regulatory region sequence-specific DNA binding; DNA-binding transcription factor activity, RNA polymerase II-specific
Source: RefSeq, a predicted model, not a curated record
AUGUCGUUGAGCCCCAAGCACACGACGCCCUUCUCCGUGUCCGACAUCCUGAGCCCCAUCGAGGAGACCUACAAGAAGUUCGGCGGCGCCAUGGACGGCGCGCCACCCGGCCUGGGGGCGCCCCUGGGGGCCGCGGCGGCGGCCGCCGCCGCCUACCGCGCGCCUCCGCUCGGCCCCUCCUCGCAGGCGGCGGCGGUGGCGGGCAUGCAGCCGCCGCACGCCAUGGCGGGCCACAACGCGGCGGCGGCGGCGGCGGCGGCGGCGGCGGCGGCCGCGGCGGCCGCUACCUACCACAUGCCGCCGGGCGUCUCGCAGUUCCCUCACGGCGCCAUGGGCGGCUACUGCAACGGCGGCCUGGGCAACGUGGGCGAGCUGCCCGCCUACACGGACGGCAUGCGGGGCGGCGCGGCCGCCGCGGCCACCGGCUGGUACGGCGCCAACCCGGACCCGCGCUACUCGUCAAUCUCCAGGUUCAUGGGGCCAUCGGCGGGCGUGAACGUGGCCGGCAUGGGGUCGCUGACGGGCAUCGCAGACGCCGCCAAGACCCUGGCGCCUUUGCACGCGGCGGCGGCGGCGGCGCCGCGAAGGAAGCGCCGCGUGCUCUUCUCGCAAGCGCAGGUCUACGAGUUGGAGCGGCGCUUCAAGCAGCAGAAGUACCUGUCGGCGCCCGAGCGUGAGCACCUGGCCAGCAUGAUCCACCUGACGCCCACGCAGGUCAAGAUUUGGUUCCAGAACCACCGCUACAAGAUGAAGCGGCAGGCCAAGGACAAGGCGGCGCAGCAGCUGCAGCAGGAGGGCGGCUUGGGGCCGCCGCCGCCGCCGCCGCCGUCCCCGCGCCGUGUGGCGGUGCCCGUGCUGGUCAAGGACGGCAAGCCGUGCCAGAACGGUGCCGGCACGCCGACCCCCGGCCAGGCAGGGCCGCAGCCGCCGGCCCCGACGCCGGCGCCCGAGCUCGAAGAGCUGUCGCCCAGCCCGCCAGCGCUGCACGGCCCAGGGGGCGGUCUGGCGACCCUGGACGCGGCGGCUGGGGACUACGGCGGCGGCGUGCUCGGCGCCAACCUGCUCUAUGGCAGGACGUGGUGA